This is a messenger RNA of Fundulus heteroclitus (mummichog), 2771 nucleotides long. It is a transcript of the gene dnajc7, whose product is annotated as DnaJ (Hsp40) homolog, subfamily C, member 7. The record is from RefSeq and is a predicted model, not a curated record. Gene Ontology annotation, molecular function: protein binding. The transcript has 14 exons. NCBI's taxonomy places the organism in Eukaryota, Metazoa, Chordata, Actinopteri, Cyprinodontiformes, Fundulidae. Bases 59 to 1540 code for a protein of 493 amino acids.
ACAGUGUACGUAACGACGACCGCAGUCCAAGGCCCCGCCCACCCUCCCUGACGGCAAAAUGGCGACAGAGAACUGUGAUGCUGUGAACAUGGACCCUGACAUCGAGCUGCUCAGUGACGAGGAGACGGAAAGAGACGCGGAGGCCUUCAAGGAGCAGGGCAAUGCUUUUUACGUGAAGAAGGACUACACAGAGGCAUUCAAUUACUACACCAAGGCCAUUGACAUGUGUCCAAAAAACGCGAGUUACUACGGAAACCGGGCGGCCACGCUAAUGAUGCUGUGCCGAUACAGGGAGGCUCUGGAGGACUCCCAGCAAGCAGUGCGACUAGACAACAGCUUUAUGAAAGGACAUCUGCGAGAGGGUAAGUGCCACCUCUCGCUUGGCAACGCUAUGGCUGCCAGCCGCUGUUUCCAGAGAGUUCUGGAGCUGGAGCCAGAUAACAGCCAGGCCCAGCAGGAGCUAAAGAAUGCAGAGUCCAUCCUUGAAUAUGAGAGAAUGGCAGAGAUUGGAUUUGAAAAGAGAGACUUCAGAAUGGUUGUCUUUUGCAUGGACCGUGCCUUGGAGUGUGCGUCGGCUUGUCAAAAGUUCAGGAUACUGAAGGCAGAGUGUUUAGCGCUGCUGGGACGCUACCCAGAGGCGCAGUCUGUCGCCAGUGACAUACUCCGAAUGGACUCCACCAACGCAGACGCUCUGUACGUGCGGGGUCUCUGUCUCUAUUAUGAGGACUGCAUUGAUAAGGCCGUUCAGUUCUUUGUCCAGGCCUUGCGUAUGGCUCCUGACCAUGACAAGGCUCGACUCGCAUGUAGAAAUGCCAAAGCAUUAAAAGCCAAAAAGGAAGAAGGGAACAAGGCGUUCAAGGAGGGAAACUUCGAGGCGGCGUAUGAUUUGUACUCUGAGGCCCUGACAAUAGACCCGAACAACAUCAAGACUAAUGCCAAGCUGUACUGUAAUAGAGCCACCGUUGGAUCUAAGCUGAAGAAACUAGAACAGGCCAUUGAAGACUGCACAAAGGCCAUUAAACUAGAUGAAACCUACAUCAAGGCCUAUUUACGGCGAGCACAGUGCUACAUGGACACAGAGCAGUAUGAAGAGGCUGUGAGGGACUAUGAGAAGGUCUACCAGACAGAAAAGACAAAAGAACACAAACAUCUCCUCAAAACAGCUCAGCUGGAGUUAAAGAAAAGCAAGCGGAAAGAUUACUACAAGAUACUCGGCGUGGACAAAAACGCCACGGAGGAGGACAUCAAAAAGGCGUACCGCAAACGGGCCCUUUUACAUCACCCAGACCGUCACAGCGGAGCUAGCACUGAGGUGCAGAAGGAAGAGGAGAAAAAGUUUAAGGAGGUGGGCGAGGCUUUCAGCGUGCUUUCAGACUCAAAGAAGAAGGCCCGCUACGACAGCGGGCAGGACCUCGAGGAUGACGGCAUGAACAUGGGAGACUUUGAUGCCAACAACAUUUUCAAGGCAUUCUUUGGAGGACCAGGGGGCUUUAGCUUUGAAGCAUCCGGACCAGGAAACUACUUCUUCCAGUUUGGUUAGUUGGAGCCGGUGUCUGCAUUAACAGCAACCACAUCAGGACUUUUCUACAAUGUCAACCCCUCUUACCCACCAUCUGUAUUUAAUGACGCUAUUGACUCAGUGAAGCAACCCAAUGACCACAUGCAGCGAUGCGAUGACUCCGAUUGAUUUAGCGCAACUGGUUUUUGAAUUUACUUAUUUUUGUUCGCCCCCCCUUUCAGAAUAAAACUAAAUUCAAAAAUCCACAAUGGCUACCUACAACGGUCCAAACAUUCAGUUGGCGCUUUGGAGGAGAAAAUGUGCAGCAAUAGUAGAUUCCGCACAGGAAGCGUCAUCCUAGGAAAACCGUUGAGAUGCACCGCUCCAUCCAGCAGGCUGUCAUUUUGACCCACUUUUCUUCCGAGGGAUUAUUCUCGGCAUGAAACUUGGUAACUUGAUCGAUGGUUUGUGAGAGGGGGGAGAAAGUCACAGAGAAAGAACCACCUCCCACCGGUUUAAAAAAUUCACGCUAAAACCUGCGUCCUUGUCAUAGGCUUUGGGGGGGGCACGCUAUCAUUUUGUAUUAAAGGCAGAAAACAGCUGGAGCUCCCGACCUACACAGACGGCCUGGCCAGAGCACACGAGAGAGAUGCCAGCAGAGACACCGCUCCGUAGCUGGCCACGCCACCCUCUCCCUUUUGCCAUCACAGGUUUUAUGUUUGGUGUUACCAUUCUGAGCUUGCUGCAUUGUACAUUUUACUGGAAUGUAAAGUGUUAAUUUGUGAUGUUGAAAGUUUUUUCAGGUUUUUUUUUUUUAUCUUAUUUUUAUUUUCACUUCUAUAUAUUUAUUGUAAGUUUUCUGCCAUGAAACCUUCGCUAUAAGAUGAAGACACUUCUAUUUCAAAAAAAAGAAAACAUGCUUUGAGCCUUUCCGCAGGAAGAUGUUUGAUUUGCUGGGUUUUGCAUGAAAUCUGCUAAAAAAAAAAAUGGCCUAUAUUACCGGAGUCCAAUCCAAGCCAUGUAGUUUUAAUUAAGAGGAAAGCAUGAAGAGGAGCAAUGCCAUUAAUUUGCAGAUGAUCAUAUGCUGGUUAAGAUGGCCAGACUGUGGAAAAAUAGAAACCUGGCAAAUUUUAGUUUCUUCCUGAUUAAAAAAAGAAAAGAAGUCUGUCCUCAUCUUUGCCCUCCGUUUUUGGCCCCUUGAAACCAUUCUUUCAUUACCUUUGAAAAGUACCAGCUGUGUCAAUAAAGUUGGCCUUCUUUGGGUUUCCCCGAA